Messenger RNA from Symphalangus syndactylus (siamang), 4553 nucleotides. RefSeq names its product TLC domain containing 5 (gene TLCD5). Gene Ontology annotation, cellular component: membrane. The record is from RefSeq and is a predicted model, not a curated record. NCBI's taxonomy places the organism in Eukaryota, Metazoa, Chordata, Mammalia, Primates, Hylobatidae.
UUGAGGGGAGGGGAGAAAUGGAUAAUGAUUUAAACAAACAGCAACAGCUAAACAAGAGCAGCGGCCUGCAGGUCUCACGUCACCGCUAGAUCCCUCUUGACCCCCCCCCGCCAGAGAAGGAGGACCCUCCCGCGCGCUUUCGGAACGUCGGUGGCCCGGCUCCGGCUCUGCGCUCCAUCCUCCCAGCCAGCAGGUGCCCCCAGACCCCCGGCUCCUCCUCCGCCGCCGUCACAGCCUCGUCCUCCCCUUCUGGCUCCUCUGCUUCCUGUUGCCGCGAUCCGGGCCGGGAGCUGCGGGCGCCCGGGCGCCCAAGGCUUCCCGGUACGCUCCGCCAGGAUGGCAUUAGCUCUGUGUCUGCAGGUGCUGUGCAGCCUGUGUGGCUGGCUCUCGCUCUAUAUUUCUUUCUGCCACCUGAAUAAGCACCGAAGCUAUGAGUGGAGCUGCCGGCUGGUCACCUUCACCCAUGGAGUCCUCUCUAUAGGCCUCUCUGCUUAUAUUGGCUUCAUUGAUGGCCCAUGGCCAUUUACCCACCCAGGCUCACCCAAUACACCUCUCCAAGUUCAUGUCCUGUGUCUCACCUUGGGAUACUUCAUCUUUGACUUGGGCUGGUGCAUCUACUUUCAGUCUGAGGGUGCCUUGAUGCUGGCGCAUCACACGUUGAGUAUCUUGGGCAUUAUCAUGGCCCUUGUGCUUGGGGAGUCUGGCACAGAGGUCAAUGCAGUCCUCUUUGGAAGUGAGCUGACCAACCCCUUGCUACAGAUGCGCUGGUUUCUCCGGGAAACAGGGCACUAUCACAGUUUCACUGGAGAUGUAGUGGACUUCCUCUUUGUGGCUCUGUUCACAGGAGUGAGGAUUGGUGUGGGAGCUCGCCUCCUUUUCUGUGAAAUGGUCUCCCCCACGCCUAAGUGGUUUGUGAAGGCUGGGGGAGUAGCGAUGUAUGCUGUGUCUUGGUGUUUCAUGUUUAGCAUCUGGCGCUUUGCAUGGAGGAAGAGCAUCAAGAAGUACCAUGCUUGGAGAAGCAGGCGGAGUGAGGAACGGCAGCUGAAACACAACGGACAUCUCAAAAUGCACUAGCCAAGGCUUGCUCCAGAUUAUGGAUUGGGUUAAGUCAGCCAUGGGAACCAGGUUGGAAAUAUGACUGUUACAUAAUUACGCUUAUAACAAACUUAGGUUUCAAAAAAGGGCUAAAUGUAUUGAUCAAUUUGGUCGGUCUUCAAGCCGAGCAUAUACCAGUAUUAAAACACUAACUUCUACAGUAGCACAGUUGUGGAAAGUGAGAAUACUCCAUGGUAGUUGGGAAUAAGUCAGAACUGUGAAGUGAGUACAACUGGCAUUUGUUUUCAUUUGUGGUGACCCUGGGUCCUCCUGUCCCUGGGAGGUUGAUGCUCAGGCAGUUUAGAAAGGAACUCGGGCCGGGCGCUGUGGCUCACGCUUGUAAUCCCAGCACUUUGGGAGGCCGAGGCGGGCGGAUCACGAGGUCAGGAGAUCGAGACCACAGUGAAACCCCGUCUCUACUAAAAAUACAAAAAAAUUAGCCAGGCGUAGUGGCGGGCGCCUGUAGUCCCAGCUACUCGGAGAGGCUGAGGCGGGAGAAUGGCAUGAACCCGGGAGGCGGAGCUUGCGGCGAGCCGAGAUUGCGCCACUGCACUCCAGCCUGGGCGACAGAGCGAGACUCCGUCUCAAAAAAAAAAAAAAAAGAAAAGAAAGAAAGGAACUCGAAAAAGAUUAGUGCUAUUUCUUGUUCCUUUGAGAAGUAACUCUUUCAAUAAACACUUAUUUCUGCUUUCCAUGUAGCAAUUUAUUUAAGUUUACCCCAUUUACUAUAAAGUGAGGGGCUUUCAGGAAGAGACACGCCUUUGACAUUCUGAACAUUAGAUCGAGGAAUUGGGUCGCUUAAACAGAGGGGCGUAGGAGGGCGAGAGUGAAACUGUGGCAGUGAGGGGGAGGGCUACUUACUGAACCUCCUAUACCAACUGUGCCAGAGGUGCCCAAGACCACUGCCAGGUUCCGUAAUUCUCUGGGAAAACUCAGUGGACUCAGCAUAUAGUCUUACUCACAGUUUUGACUUAUUAUAGUGAAAAGAUACAAAGAAAAAUUGGUAAAAGGAAAAGGCACCUGAGACAAAGUCUAGGGUAAAGCAAGUACAAGUUUCCAGAGUCCUCUCCCAAUGGAAUCACACAGGAUGCACUUAAUUCCCCUAGCAGUGAUUUGUGACAACAUGUGAAUGAGUUGUCUACUGGACAAGGUCAUUACAGACUCAGUGCCCAAAGUUUUUACUGAGGACAGGUCAUCUAGGCAGCCUUUCCCUGGCAGAUAGCAAAAUUCAAGACUCUCAAAAGGAAAGCAGGUGUUCAGCAUAAGCCAUAUUGUUUGCACAGGCAAUUCAGACACAGUAAGCCAGUCUUAUCAGUUAAUGGUGGGAGCCCUUCCAAAAUCUAAGUUCCCAAAUGCCGGCCAGUGGCCAACCCUGUAAUCAGGCCUCUCCAAGGAUAGCAGUUUAGGCCUGCUAUGUUAACUCUUUUCUGCACAAAACCUAUAGAGUUAGGGCUUUGGAUUUGAGAUGAAUGAAGUGUGGGUAGAUUUACUGAGUCCUGUUAUAUGGGUUCUGCCCUACCAGGAAAACUAUGCCAGUUCUCAGGGCUUUUGUGCAUUAAUCUCCUAGGCAUUUGGGGCUAUGACUAAAUUCCAUAGGGAUUUAUCAUGUGGAUUCCACUGUGCUUGAGAUGGCAGUUUAGAUUUCAGUUCUGCUGUACAUAUUGCAAACUAGAGCCAAAGACUUUAAAGUGUGUACUGGCCUCAGGGGGAUGAGGUUAAUUUUUUUUUUCAUUUUAGAUACAUUCCCUUUUAGUACUCCUCCUACAUUUCUUAUUUUUACUAAAAAGGUACCACUCUAUGAACAAACUAAUACAACAAGGCCAGUCUUGGAAGGAAAAAAAUAAUAAUUCUUAGUGUGACAGUCUCCAAGAGAAGCAAGAAUAUAAGCUUAGAACAAGGGGUUAAGAAUCGAGAAUUCCUGGGUUCUUUUAACUAAUUUUGCUACUCACUUGCCACUUUGGAGAGCUACUCACUCACUUUGGAUAGGUUACUUGUUUCUUCUUUGCCUGAGUUUAAACCUAUUGUGAAUGAAUGAAAUACCCUGUAGUAUAUUUCAUAGAUACAUUAUGCAGCACUUUAUUAAUGGAAGUCUUUAAUGUAGGGCUUUUAUGGAAAUAUGAAAUAUUUAUGUAUUUAUUAUUUAUUUUUACCAUGUUAUUUAAGUCAAUGGUGUUUGAUUAGCUCAGUGGGUGAGCAAGCACAUGGUGCUACUGGAGUCAAGGCUGGUCAGUAGGAAGCAUCAGUCCGUUCCAUGGCCACUGGUAAUCUAAGAUAAUGAGUGGUGUUUUUUUUGUUUGUUUGUUUUUUGGUUUUUUUUUUUGAGACAGUGUCUUGCUCUGUCGCCCGGGCUGGAGUGCAGUGGUGUGAUCUCAACUCACUGCAACCUCCGCCUUCUGUGUUCAAGUGAUUCUCCUGCCUCAGCCUCCCGAGCAGCUGGGACUACAGGCAUGUGCCACCAUGCCUGGCUACUUUUUGUAUUUUUAGUAGAGACGGGGUUUCACCAUAUUGGCCAGGCUGGUCUUGAACUCCUGACUUCAUGACCCGCCCGCCUCGGCCUCCCAAAGUGCUGGGAUUACAGGUGUGAGCCACCGUGCCCAGCCAUGAGUGGUCUUGAAAAUGGAAAAUGGUCUUGGCCACAGAAACCAGGCAUGAGGGAGUGGUUGGAAUGGUAUAAAGUCAUCACUGUUAAGGAAAUAGUAACUUUAAAUGCAUGUUAACAGUGGAUCUUUAAAAAUGAAUGUCAUUUGGUUAAAGAGUUUUGCUGGGCAUUGAGAUAAUCUGACAGCAUCUCCACUUCCUGUUUUUUUCUUAAUCUCCACUGUUUUUUUUUUUUCUGUGAUGAGUGCCCCUAAAAUGCUGGUAAGCUUCUUUCCAACAAAAUUGCGGUCAAAGUAGGGUGCUGGGGAAUGCUGAUUUUAGCAAAAGCUCGUAGAAAAGAGUGGCUUGGCACAUGACCUUAAAAAAAAAGAAAAAAAGCUGGCUCUUGAAUUUUGGCACAGUGCAACCAGUUCCAUACCAGACAAAUGAACAGGCUUAAUCUGGUACCAAUUCUUUUUCUCUGUUACUCUCAGAAGUGAAGGGACUGCAGAUCUUGUUGUUUUGGGGACACUUUCAUGGGACUGUAUGUAGGUUUUUUUGAAUGGUGAGAAAUCUGAAUAAUUGAUAAGGGGAAGGGAAUCCCUCAUUUCAGCUUUUCUUGAUGUUGUUACUAAUAACUAUGAAAAAACUUCUGAGAGAACAAUGUGAACUGAAGAUGACUCAGCAGUUAAGACAAUGCUAAGUUCUGAAACCACAGGUAAAUGAAGGGCUAAUUAACGUGUGGUAUACUCAGACAAAAUGAAGUACUCAUUUGCACUGGAUUACUAUGUAAUGAUAACGAACACUGUUCAAGAAGGAUUUAUAUUUCCAUAAGAUUUGUACUAAAUUUUAUAAAAGUAAAAUAACUUUUUAUAAAUCCA